Molecule: messenger RNA, 1084 nt
Organism: Dromaius novaehollandiae (emu)
Lineage: Eukaryota; Metazoa; Chordata; Aves; Casuariiformes; Dromaiidae
Exons: 12
Coding region: 482-1006 (174 amino acids)
Biological process (GO): monoatomic ion transport; regulation of sodium ion transmembrane transporter activity
Cellular component (GO): membrane
Molecular function (GO): sodium channel regulator activity
Source: RefSeq, a predicted model, not a curated record
GAGCGGGCUGGCCGGCGGCCGCGAGGCGCGGCGGCAGGAUGUGCAUUCGCGGAGGCAGGGCGGGGGGCCGCUCUCCUCCUCCCGCCUGCGGGGCGGCGGGCUGUGCUGUCCGGGGUACGCGCCGGGCUCCGCCGCGCUCGGGGGCGGCCCGGGGCGGGUGCUUCUCCGCAGCGCCGGGCGGCCGGGGACGGCGGCGGGCCCCGGGCGCGCCCCAAACGCGGGCAGGCGCCGGCGCGGCCGAGCAGGGCUGCGAGCGCCCCGCCGUCGGCUCCGGCGGCGGCCCCGGAUCGCCCCCGCGGGCGGCCCCAGCGCGGCCCCCGGCGGCGCCGCCCCGCUCCGCUCCGCCCCGCUCCGCGCCGCCUCCCGCCGCCUCCCGCGCCCCUUUGUGCGGCAGCCCCGCUCGGCGCGCACGCCGCUCCCGCCCGCCCCCGACCCGGCCCGGCCCGGCCCGGCGCGCCGCGGCCCCGCGAGCUCAGCGGCCAUGGAGGCGGCGCUGAUCUUCCUGUGCUCCCUGCUGCUGCCGGCGGCUCUGGCAGACGUGGCCACCCAGGAGAAGGAGAAAGACCCCUUCAACUACGACUACCAGAGCCUGCGGAUCGGGGGGCUGGUGUUCGCCGUGGUGCUCUUCACCGUCGGCAUCCUCCUCAUUCUCAGCCGGAGGUGCAGGUGCAGUUUCAACCAGAAGCCCAGGGCUCCGGGGGACGAAGAGGCUCAGGCCGAGAACUUGAUUGCCUCCAACGGGUUAAUGAGGUUUGCCUCCCAAUUAAUGCGCUCUCCCCGGGGCGCCCGCCCGCAGAGCGAGGGACGGCGCGCGGGCACGAUGGGCGACGAGCACGCGCCCGAGCAGGGCCUGGACCGGUUCACCUACGACUAUGACACCAUCCGCAACGGGGGGCUGAUCUUCGCCGUCGUGGCCUUCGUCAUUGGGCUCCUCAUCAUCCUCAGCCGGCGGUUCCACUGCGGAGGCAAGAGGAAGAGGAGACAAGGGGACGAGGAAGACCUGUAGCCGCAGAGCUCCGGCGGCGGCGCAGAGGGAGAGCUUCACCCGACGCAGCAAAGUCCUCGCCGCCAGCCGCCCCCGCCC